AUGAGCUCCGUGCUUUUAAAUGAGCCCAUUUUGUUUGGCUCAGACCCCAACAUCAAGGAUAAUGUCUUCAUUGCUUCGGCGCAGGUUGAGGAGUCUGAGGCCCUAAAGGAUCAUACACUUGUCCAGGAAGUGCUGCGAGAGCUUCGCAAAUGCAUUCGAGCCAAAGGUGUCGAUGCCAAGCUCCUAAGGCUCGCUGAUGAACCAAAAGGUCACAUCCUAUACGCCUCCAAAGGGGAUUCUGUCUUCCCUAACAACUGCAUCUCCUUCCAUAAUUUUACCGAUGACAAGGGUGUUAUUGUGCGUCGUGUUGUAAUUCUUUACCCAAUGAGUCUCUACCGCAGAGGCGAGCUUCCAAACGAACAGCUAAUUGACAAAUUAAAGCGCGCCGCCGAAGAAAAGCUCAUCCAACUGGUGGAUCUGCGCGGCUUCGAGGCAGAGAAUCGCUGCCUGGAGGGCACCGGCGCGCUUAACUUUUCCUAUGAUGGCGCCUACGUUUAUAUGUCGCGCUCCGGCCGCACAGACGAUGCCCUUCUUGACAUCGUCUGCAGUGAAGAUAAUUUGAAAAUCCCAAAAGAGCGCCGGUUUGUGUUUUCAUCCGCAACGCCUCGCGCAGAUGGAGGUGAGGAUCUGGUUUACCAUACCAACGUGGUGGGGUGGUGUGGAAAGCGCAUCUGCGCCUGGGCGCUGGACCUCCUCCGAUUCGAAUCCGAUAACGCACGAAACGCAUUUUACGAACACUUGCUUCGUGAGUACGAUUGCAUUCUUAAGCUCAGCGCCAAAGAAAUCAGCCAUUAUGCUGGGAAUGCCUUCGAGCUCACCGGACGCACCGCAGAUGGUGCUGAGUUACCUUUCCUUUGCAUCUCGAACACAGCGCUUGAUAACUUGGAUUCGAGAAACUGGAAUCUCCUUGGACGAUGGUACGGUCCAGAAAACGUUUUGGGAUUUAUGGGCGAAGUAUUGGAAAGACGUGCUGGUGGUUCUAUUCGUUGCGUUAUGGGUGCGUCCUUUACGGUAGGAAACGUAUACCCCGCAGUCGGUGAACCCUCAACUCUGGAGCACAUUGGAGUUGUCGACUGUUCGGAGUAA
This is a messenger RNA of Phytomonas sp. EM1, 1086 nucleotides long. The record is from the annotation of a GenBank genome assembly. Lineage: Eukaryota; Euglenozoa; Kinetoplastea; Trypanosomatida; Trypanosomatidae.